Messenger RNA from Cetraspora pellucida, 969 nucleotides. The record is from the annotation of a GenBank genome assembly. NCBI's taxonomy places the organism in Eukaryota, Fungi, Glomeromycota, Glomeromycetes, Diversisporales, Gigasporaceae.
AUGAAGUUUUUAAUUGGUAUUUCAGCUUUUUUGGUUCUUUCAUUAACGGUUAACGCUGCACCAGUGGGUUUGGAUAAAAGACGAUUCGGUCAAGAACAUACUCCACAAGCUGAUGCAACGUUUCAAGAAAUUAAAGAUAUCGCUCAAGGUACUGGUAAGGAGGGACAAGCUGGUGAUCUGUCGGGAGCUAUGGUUCGGGCACUUUUAGCUAAAGCUCCUGCAUGUGAUCAACAAGAUCGUGCUGAUGAUAUUAUUGAUCUUGGUCAGCAAAUCGGAGGUGAUAAAGAGCAACAAAUGAUUAAACUUGCCCAAACAUAUCGACAACUUGAACGUAAUACUCCUAAUGCUGGUCAACCAUCCGAGCUUUGUACAAAACCUCCAAAACACAAAGAGCUUGACGGAUUAACGCAAGCCCAAGAUCCAACUGGUAAAAAUGGUGUUAACACUAGUAACACCAAUACUAUCAGCGUUGACAAUGUUAGCAACAAUGGUAACGAUGUUAACAAAGAUAACAAUGAUGACAAUGGUGAAAAAGGUAAAGAUUGCAAAGGCAAGGACAAGAAAGACAAGGGCAAAGACAAGGGCAAAGACAAGGGCAAAGGCAAGGGUAAAGGCAAGAAGUGUAAAGGAAAAAAAGAAAAAAAGGGUAAAGGUAAAAAGGGUAAAGGCAAAAAGUGUAAAGGCAAAAAGGAUUUGGAAAUGAAAAAGAGACAAAGCAAUACUGAUCAGAAUAUUGCAGAAACAAACCCUGUUGGUGGAGUUAAAAUGCCAAAAAUAGAACAAAAUAACGGAGAAUUUAUAGUUAAUGGCGAUAAAUUUGUCAAUGUUGAUGCCGCUCAUGGUCGUCAAUGCGACGUUCAACAUAAUUUAUGUUUCAAUAAAUUUAACUCUGGCGAUAAGAGUUUCUCUGGACAAGAUUGUGAUACUCAAGAUACUACUUGCAAAGCGGGUCCUCCAGUUUUCGCAUGA